CACUGCUCCACAAUCAGUAACUUAUCGAGUUUGAAGCGUGUUUGGAAGCUUCAGUGUCUGAGAAAGAAGCCGAAGGCGGAUUUUAAGUGAAACCUAAAAGUUGUAUCAGGCGAAGAUCACCUGAUUCCAGCAAAUAUGGAAGGAAAACUCACUUGUGACCAGUGUGGGAAAACUUACAUGCACAUGCAUCACUUCAAGACACACCUACACAACCACAGUGAAGAAACACCAUAUGAGUGUGACCAGUGUGGGAAGACUGUCACCCAAGCGUCUACCCUUAGGACACACCUACGCAUCCACAGCAGAGAAAGACCAUAUUCAUGUGAGGAGUGUGGAAAGGCUUUCAUCAGAAAGGAGGUGCUUAAAAUCCACCAACGCAUCCACACUGGCGAAAGACCACAUGGCUGUGACCAGUGUGGUAAGACCUUCAUCCAAGCAUCUACCCUUAGGACACACCUACGUAUCCACAGUGGUGGAAGACCAUAUGAGUGUGAGCAGUGUGGGAAGACUUUCACUCGAAAGGGUAACCUCAAGACACAUAUGUAUGUCCAUGGUGGAGAAAGACUAUAUGAGUGUGAGCAGUGUGGGAAGACUUGCAUGAGAAAGAGUGACCUUAAAAUCCACCAACGCAUCCACACUGGAGAAAGACCAUAUGACUGUGACCAGUGUGAAAAGGCUUUCAUCACAAAGGUGGAGCUUAAAGUCCACCAACGCACCCACAGCGGAGAAAGACCAUAUGAGUGUGAGGAGUGUGGGAGGACUUUCACCCAAAUGUCUGUCCUUAAGUCACAUCUACGUAUCCACAGUGGAGAAAGACCAUAUGACUGUGAAGAGUGUGGGAAGACUUUCACCUUUAUGAGUAAUCUUAAGUCACAUAUACGCGUCCACAGUGGACAAAGACCAUAUCAUUGUGAACAGUGUGGGAAGAAUUUCACCCAGAUGAGUGGGCUUAAGGCACACCUACGUGUCCACAGUGGAGAAAGACCAUAUUACUGUGAAAAGUGCGGGAAAUCUUUCACCCACAUGAAUUCACUUAAGGCACACCUACGCAUCCACAGUGGGGAAAGACCAUAUCACUGUGAACAGUGUGGGAAAACUUUCACUAGCAUGAGUAGCCAUAAGACACACAUGCGCAUCCACACUGGACAAAGACCAUAUUACUGUGAACAGUGUGGGAAAACUUUCACCCGCAUGAGUAACCAUAAGACACACAUAUGCAUCCACAGUGGACAAAGACCAUAUCACUGUGACCAGUGAGGGGAAACUUACACCCAUAUGAAUGGGCUUAAGGCACACCUACGCAUCCACAGAGGAGAAACACACUGAAACAGUUUGAGUGUUACCAAUGUGAGCAAAGAUUCUUGUCACACUCUGCUGUCUCCUACCAUCAACACAGAUGUGAAUCAUCGUCUGGACCAAACAGUACCUCAGCAUCAGAUGACAACAAGAAAUGCAGUGUCUGAACCAGCAGCACCAACUUCUUCUGACAAGAACAUCAAACUUAAAAACCUCCAGAUCUGGCUCCAUAGAGUCCAAAUGUAAGGCACACCUAUGCACCCACAGAGGAGAAAAACCAUAUCACUGACUGGUGUGGGAAGGCAUUCAGAGCCUUGUCUGCAUGAUGUUCUCACUCUCAUGUUCACCACAAGAAACUGAUGUACCCAUGUGAUAAGUGCAUGAAGAUACUCUGGUCGUCCAACUUUUACAAGUGUCACCAACAGACUCAUACUGGAGAGAAACCUUACCAGUGCAUAUUUUGUGACAGAUCUUUUAUCACAGGUUCACAGUGUACCAAAGAAGAAUGUGCCAAAACUUUCUACAAAGGACAAAAACUGAACAUACUGCUACUUAUUGACUUUGUGGACAUUUAAUCAGUCACUUGUUGUGAUUCUGUUGCUGGUUGGGGUUCUCACCUGUUCAUUGUUCACAAAUGAAACCAGCUACUCCUGUAACAAUUUUCCACAAUUGUUCUCUGCCGUUUAAGUUCAAGAAAGGCAACACCGCCACAGUUAUAAAAUGAGAGAAAGCAAAGUAUUGCAGACUGCCUGAAUGCCUAAGUAGUGCGCAAAUACACAUUCACUGCUGCGCUUCAACCACAAUUACAAUACAAAUAAUUCAUUAACAUCUGCAAAAACAUAGUUGUACUCCAACUAUGGAUCUGUUGAAAUUGUCAGUGAAACUGACUGCAGAUGUGAGUGAAAUUGCAUAAAUGUAAUUCCAUCAAACUGAAUAACUGUUUGGUAAAUAGAUGAGCUCACUGACUUCACUGAAUUUCCAUUUGGGGUCAAUAAAGUUAAUCUUAUCUUAUCUCCUCAUGAUUCCUGAGGAUCAUGCAUUCAUGGAAUGACCAACACAGCUAAACGUUUUGGUAAUGCCUAGGGAUUGACUGAUAUGGUUUUUUCAGGGCUGAUACUGACUAUUAGUGGGCAAGGAGGCCGAUAACCAAUAUUUGGAGCUGAUAUUCAUUUGCAGUAAAAGUGAAAAUAUUGACGUCAAAAUUUUGAAUAAUACAAACUCCAACACUUAACUUUGUUUGAAAUUUAAAUGCCUUUAAGCAUAUGUUUAUUAAACAGCUUUUCAGAUUUGCAACAUGUUAAAGGUUUUUUUUUGUCUUAGACAAUAGACAUCUGUUUAAAAAUUCUAACAAAAAGUGCAGGGAGUUCCCAGGUUCAGCGGCAUCUUAUAAAGUUAAAUGUCAAAUUUAAAUAAAUAAAUAGCUUCCUGAAGUUUUAGAAAGUAAAUAAAACAAAAUUAAAUAAAACAUGUACAUUGUAUUUUGUUUUCUAUAUAGCAGCUUGAAAGAACACAUACUGAAGGAGUGAACUCGCCCAAAAUCUCCAAAUUGACCAGUGCAUGAAAAACUGAUGUUUUAGCCUGCCGUGUCUCACCUUAAACCACCAUUAUUGCCUUACAGUUUUCUCUCAGAAGCUGCGUUCACCUUCUAUGUUCCACGUCUGGAACAAACUUCCAGAAAACCUCAGAUCAGCUGAAACACUGAGUUGAUUCAAAUCCAGUUUAAAGACCGACCUGUUCUCAGCUGCAUUUAAGUAAAGUUUAUAUUCUUUUAAACUUAAAGUUUUUAUCUGUUUGAUCUAUUUAUCUGAUUUUGUUGUUGUUUUUUUGUUUGUUUUUCUCAUGUCUAUAUUUUUUAUUGCCUCCCUGCUUUAAUGCUUUUAAUGUUUUAUGUAAAGCACUUUGAAUUGUCUUGUACAUGAAAUG
Molecule: messenger RNA, 3219 nt
Organism: Sphaeramia orbicularis (orbiculate cardinalfish)
Lineage: Eukaryota; Metazoa; Chordata; Actinopteri; Kurtiformes; Apogonidae
Product: zinc finger protein 525-like
Exons: 2
Coding region: 136-1257 (373 amino acids)
Biological process (GO): regulation of DNA-templated transcription
Cellular component (GO): nucleus
Molecular function (GO): DNA-binding transcription factor activity, RNA polymerase II-specific; RNA polymerase II cis-regulatory region sequence-specific DNA binding
Source: RefSeq, a predicted model, not a curated record